AAGGGAGGAGUGAGAGAGGCUUUGUAGACGAGGAAAAUACGAGAGUAAAGCGAAAGGAGUAGCAACGAAGACCAUAGGUAAUUCAGGUCCAAGUGAAAAGUUGAGCAGAGUAUUUGAGCAAAUAAGAGAUUCUUUCAAACACUUGACAUCAUGAGCUCUGAAACCCUUGAGAAAACAGUAACAGUGAAGGCAGAGGGAGCCACCCCAUGGAAGAAGUGUCAACAUGGAGAUCGACACAUCCACAGAGACGACGUGAGACAAAUCUGGAAGGAUUGCAAGGAAGAGAGCUUCUGGUAUAGAGCUCUUCCCCUCUCUCUGGGAAGCAUGGCUGUCACUGGGGGGCUCAUCUACAAAGGAGUUUGGAGUGCAUCAAAGAGACUUGGCCCAUUCCCAAAACUAGCAGCGGCUGGUGUCCUUGGUUAUGCAGUGGGGAAGGCUUCGUAUGUUACAACCUGCAGAAAUAAGUUCCAGAGAUUUGGGCCCGUCUUUGGUCCAGAAUCUGAAUAUGGUUUUGGACCCGGCCCAUUUGGAGGGCGUGGUUCUGGCCCAGGACACAGAUACUGCCACCACGUGUGUGAAGAGUGUAAGCAACAGCAAGCCCCUGCUGCACCAAUAGAGGGUGUGCAAAGCUAAAACACGCACACUGUCUACACCCAAAGUUUGUGUACUCAAUUCUAAUGAUCCUUGUCUGUUCUCCCCCAAGUAUGUUUUACAAACCUUGGAGUCCAAUUCAGGCGAUGCAUUGCAAAUGGACAUGAACUAAUGAUUUUGUAAAAGUUCUACCAAAAAUAAAGAUUGCGUUUUUACCUGA
Molecule: messenger RNA, 811 nt
Organism: Oncorhynchus tshawytscha (Chinook salmon)
Lineage: Eukaryota; Metazoa; Chordata; Actinopteri; Salmoniformes; Salmonidae
Gene: ociad2
Product: OCIA domain containing 2
Exons: 6
Coding region: 151-633 (160 amino acids)
Cellular component (GO): mitochondrial inner membrane
Source: RefSeq, a predicted model, not a curated record